Vigna unguiculata (cowpea) is the source of this 1451-nucleotide messenger RNA. RefSeq lists its product as uncharacterized. The record is from RefSeq and is a predicted model, not a curated record. Lineage: Eukaryota; Viridiplantae; Streptophyta; Magnoliopsida; Fabales; Fabaceae.
CGUCAAUAUCCACAUUAAGCAAGUUGUUCUUGGAAGGGAAGAAAGAAAUUGAGAAGAGAAUGUAUGUGACUAGGCCUUUAUCUCUGUUUAAGAAGUCUUUAGAUGCUCUGUCAUUGCCUCCACCAGAAGGCCCCAAUUCUGGCAUUUUGGUGAUCCAAGAUGAAGAGAUGGAGCCAACCUCUUGUUUUGGGUUAGGAGAAUUUCAUGAGGUGAAGGAGUUGCCUUUCCCUCAAAAUUUAAACCUUAAGUUGUUCUAUAGAUCAGGUAUUUCACUCAAUAGAACCACUCAUUACCACCAUGUUGCCUUCAUCCCGGUUCUCAACCAACCAUUGUCUUCCAACAAAUACUAUGUCAUAAAUCUAAAUUCGAAGAAAAGAGGGGAAGCGUAUAUUAACUCAAAGGAGGAGGAUUUGGACACAUUCUGUUUCUACAAAGCUCAAACUGAUGUACCACUGCAUCCGAUAGAUGUGAGUGACACAUAUCAGGAGUUUGAGAUAUAUCCUAGAAGAAGCAAAGUUACUUUCAGGAGUGGUUUUUCAGCUAAAUCUGUUGCCCCAGAUGGAUACCCUCCAAGGUUUUUGAGCAGAAGGUGGAAAGUGAGUGCUUCGAGUGCUUCAAGUGAUUCAAGUCUAAGCGAAGCAUCAGGGGUGAAUGAGGCCCUCCGUGCCAGCAAGCCAGAAUUCAAAUUCUCCUUAGCAAAAAGGAGUUCAGACAGCGUUGCUGUGGGAAAAUGGUACUGCCCCUUCAUGUUUAUCAAGGAGGGAACUCACAAAACAUUGAAGGAAGAAAUGAGAAAGUCGAUGUUUUAUGAAAUGACACUGGAGCAGAAAUGGGAGCAAAUCUUUUCAUGUGAGAACCAGAAUGAAGUGGAAAAGACUGUAAUUGUGGAUGCUGUGGUUCAAAAGGAAGUGGUUGUAAUUGCUGGGUGGGAAGCUGUGAUCGAUGAAAUGGAUAUUGCUGAAGGUUUUCUGUGGUUCCAUAGUUUCAACAAUGUUGGAGAAAAGAGAAGUGUGGGAUUGAACACUGCAGUGGUCGAGAGAAUGAAGUGGGAGCAGGAAAGAGCAGGUUGGGAUGGAGGAAAAGAGAAGCAAAUUAGAGUCAGGAAAGUGGAAGAAUUUAAGGGGACUAAUAGGUGGAAAAAAUUUGGAUGUUAUGUGUUGGUAGAGACUUUUGUACUAAAAGCAUUGGAUGGAAGCACACUACUCACCUAUGCUUUCAAACACCAUGAUGAACUUAGGAGUAAAUGGGAAUGAAGACUUUUGUUACUGGUUUAAUUUCAAACACUAUGGCCAAACUCACCCAUAUCUGUGUAGAAUGACUGGUCUUGUAGUGUACUUUCAAUUUUUGUGAGAUUUUGUUGACUAAGUUUGUUCAUUCAUUCAUUUAGUUUCAUUGUAAUCAUUUCAAUAUUGCUUACAGAUUAUAAGGAUAAUCAUAAUCUUUUCUCCAUA